Messenger RNA from Rhinopithecus roxellana (golden snub-nosed monkey), 1918 nucleotides. Its product is annotated as forkhead box protein R2. The record is from RefSeq and is a predicted model, not a curated record. The transcript has a single exon. Gene Ontology annotation, molecular function: sequence-specific double-stranded DNA binding; DNA-binding transcription factor activity. Bases 302 to 1237 code for a protein of 311 amino acids. NCBI's taxonomy places the organism in Eukaryota, Metazoa, Chordata, Mammalia, Primates, Cercopithecidae. Gene Ontology annotation, cellular component: nucleus. Gene Ontology annotation, biological process: regulation of DNA-templated transcription.
UCGCAGCGACUUUCUGCUUCCAAUCAAAGCUCAAGAAUUCCACCUAAAAAUGUUUUUCUGCUCAAAAGCUCUUUUUUAUUACUUCCAUGAGCCUUGUUCCAGAAAGCUGAGGAUUCUCCAGGUCUGACCACUAAUCAAUGAGGCAUUGGUGCCUCUUUCUUCAGUGCUUCUAGCCGGCCUACUGAUAAGCUCCCUAGGUGAGAUAUACUACAUUAAAACAUGGUGCCCAAACAACAGCUUUAAGUGCCUGCUAGAUCUCUGUUCUUUCAGAAGUCUCUCUCCACCUAUCUCUCCACUAAAGAUGGACUUAAAACUAAAAGAUUGUGAAUUUUGGUACAGUCUCCAUGGCCAGGUCCCAGGGCUGCUGGACUGGGACAUGGAGAAUGAGUUAUUUCUGCCUUGUACCACAGACCAGUGCCCUUUAGCUGAGCAGAUCCUUGCCAAAUACAAAGUCCGAGUAAUGAAGCCCCCAGAGAUGCCUCAGAAGAGGAGACCCAGUCCUGAUGAAGAUGGUCCUCACUGUGAACCCAAUCUGUGGAUGUGGGUGGACCCCAAUAUCCUGUGCCCCUUUGGCAGCCAGGAGGCCCCAAAGCCCAGUGAAAAAGAGGAUCUGACAAGCAUUUCUCCUUUCCCUCAGCCCCCAUUAAAAGAUGAAGAGUCUAACUGCUCAGAGGACAAAGUGGUAGAGUCUCUGCCAUCCUCCUCCAGUGAGCAGUCUCUUUUACAGAAGCAGGGCAUCUAUUCCCCCAGUGACUUUGAGCUCACAGAAGAGGAGGCUGAGGAACAAGAGGACAACUCCCUCCAGUCCCCUGAAAGGAAGUGCUUCCAGAGUCAGAAGCUACGGCAAAUCAACAACCAAGUAAAGUCCUGGCAAUGGCCCCCUCUCAAUUGCAGCCACCUUAUUUCCCUAGCAUUAAGAAACAGCCCCCACUGCGGCCUCAGUGUGCAGGAGAUCUACAGUUUCAGCCGACAGCAUUUCCCCUUUUUCUGGACAGCUCCAGAUGGCUGGAAGAGCACCAUUCAUUACAAUCUCUGCUUCCUGGACAGCUUUGAGAAGAUGCCAGACAGCCUUAAGGAUGAAAAUAAUGCAAUACCUCACUCUUGCCUUUGGAAGCUCACUAAGGAGGGGCACUGCCGCUUUUGGGAGGAGACUCGUGCCUUAGCCUCUGCCCAAAGGGAGAGAAUCCAAGAGUGCAUGAGUCAGCCAGAGUUGUUGACCUCUCUCUUUCAUCUUUGAAAUACCGCUGCUCCCUUUUUGGAAUACUGCCUUCCUUACUGUGCUUACUUAUCCUCUGACUGAUAUUAAUUAACCUCUAAACUUACCCAGCCUGGUUGGUGCCAAGCCUGUCUUUAGCUACUGUUACAAUAAUGGUGUUAAGUAAAGUUAGAGGUGGGUACAGGGGAGGCAGAACUUAAAUCAAGGUGGAGAGUCAUGGAAAGUCGCACGAGGAGAGCGGUUGUUGUUCCACAUUUUGAGCAAAGGAAAGAAAUCCUAGAAACAAUGGCAUGGAAACUAAGGAAAGAAGGAUGUGUUUUGUGAAAGAAAGAAAUUUUGUUUGUAGAGAGUAUUUUCACACAUUAAAGUGAACAGUGGAAUAUAAAGCAUAAAAGGCAGGAUGGAGCCAAGCCAUGGAGAACCUUGAGUGCCAUGUGAAGAGAAUUUGACUUGUGAUGGAGAAUCAAGUUUCCUCCUCUACCAUUCAUCAGCUACAUCUCCUUUUUAAGUAACCCAUUUCAUCCUUCAGAACUUCACUUUUCUAUUUCUGGCCCUGGACUUCUAAGCCUUGUUUCUUUGUCAUCCAAUUCCAGUAUUAACAAAUAAUCCUGAACAGCUACUUUUAGUUUGUAUGUUGAACAUCCUUUGAAACAUUCCUGUAUUAACCCCAAGCCUUUUGAUGAUAAAGGUUUGUUUUCCAUU